Molecule: messenger RNA, 852 nt
Organism: Chanos chanos (milkfish)
Lineage: Eukaryota; Metazoa; Chordata; Actinopteri; Gonorynchiformes; Chanidae
Product: GTPase IMAP family member 2-like
Exons: 2
Coding region: 1-852 (283 amino acids)
Molecular function (GO): GTP binding
Source: RefSeq, a predicted model, not a curated record
AUGAGUGGAAAAAGAUCAGGGAAGCCCUCUGAUUUACGCAUCAUUCUGGUGGGUAAAACUGGGGCAGGAAAGAGUGCAACAGGAAACACCAUCCUUGGGAAAAAAGCUUUUAAAGUGGAUGCGUCCCCUGAGAUGGUUACACAGACGUGCGAAAAAAAUGAAGCGGAGAUUGGAGAAAGGAAAAUAUCUGUGAUCGACACUCCGGACUUCUCUGGAUUAUGUGGGAACGACGAAGCAGGAGGUCAGUUAGAAACAUGUAUCAGCUUGUCAGCUCCUGGACCCCAUGUGUUCCUCCUGGUCGUUAAGCUAGGGCGGUUUACAGCAGAGGAGAAAUCUGCUGUGAAGUGGAUUCAGGAGACGUUUGGUGAAGAUUCAUCACUCUACACGAUCGUGCUGUUCACCAACGCAGACCAGCUGAAUAAUAAACCCCUGUAUCAGUUUAUUAACAAAAGUAAAGAUCUUCUGAAAAUCAUUGACCAUUGUGGAAAUCGAUAUCAUGCUUUCAACAAUGAGGAUGAAUCAAACUCCUCUCAGGUCACAAAACUGUUGGAGAUGAUUGAUGCCAUGGUUGAAGUGAAUGGAGGACAGCACUACACUAAUGAGAUGUUUAAAGCUGCACAGGAGGAAAUUGAACGACAGAGGAAGGUCAAAUUAGCCAAGGAGGCAGCACUCGGGGUGGUGACAGCUGUAGGUGCAGCCGGAGCAGUGGUAGGAGGGGUGGCUUUAGCUGCGACAAGUCUGGUCUUAGUACCAGCUGUAGGAAUUGCAGCAGGAGCAGCAGUUGGAGCAGGAGCUGGUAUACCUCUCAUUGUGAAAAAGGUCAAAGAAAAGAAAAAAAAUGAUGCAGAUUAG